AUGGCUCCGAUCGCGGCCAGCCGGCAUCAGUUCGAUGAAAUUUCUACAGUGGCUGGGAUCUUUAGUGCAUUUGGCCUUGUCUUCUCUGUCUCCCUUUUUGCUUGGAUCUGCUGUCAACGUAAAUCUUCCAAAUCCAAUAAGACCCCUCCAUAUAAGUUUGUCCAUGUUCUGAAGGGGGUUGAUAUUUACCCUGAGAAUCUCAACAGUAAGAAGUUUGGAGUAGAUGAUAAAAGUGAAGCAAAUAACAAAUCAGCGAUGCCAAAGAAUUCUCUCCAUCUUGAUCUGGAGAAGAGAGAUCUAAAUGGCAACUUCCCCAAAACAACACCCAAAAUCCAGAGCUCUCCAGAUCUUGAAAAUUCAUCUCCUAAGCACUUUGCAGAAAGGAAGAAAGAUUCAGUAUCUCCUGAUAGUUUAAAAUCCAUCACUUCCCUGUCAUCUGAAGAUAAACAAGAGAAGCUAGGAACUCUUUUUUUCUCCUUAGUGUACAACUUUAAGAAAAAGGCAUUUGUAGUGAACAUCAAAGAAGCAUGUGGGCUGCCAGCAAUGGACGAACAGUCAAUGACUUCUGAUCCCUACAUCAAAAUGACAAUCCUGCCUGAGAAAAAGCACAAGGUGAAAACCAGAGUGCUGAGAAAAACCUUAGAUCCAGCUUUCAAUGAGACCUUCACAUUUUAUGGAAUCCCCUACAACCAAAUUCAGGACUUAACACUUCACUUUAUGAUCCUGAGCUUUGACAGGUUUUCCAGAGAUGAUGUCAUUGGAGAAGUACUCAUUCCCCUCGCAGGAACUGAACUGUCAGAAGGAAGGCUGCUAAUGGACAGAGAGAUCAUCAAAAGAAAUGUUAGGAAAUCAUCUGGACGUGGAGAAUUACUGAUCUCUCUCUGUUAUCAGUCUACAACAAACACGCUCACUGUGGUUGUUUUAAAAGCCAGGCAUCUACCUCAAUCUGAUGUGUCAGGAUUAUCAG
Mesitornis unicolor (brown roatelo) is the source of this 967-nucleotide messenger RNA. Its product is annotated as synaptotagmin-4-like. Gene Ontology annotation, cellular component: synapse; axon; membrane. Gene Ontology annotation, molecular function: phosphatidylserine binding; calcium-dependent phospholipid binding; SNARE binding. The transcript has 3 exons. The annotation marks the transcript as partial. Lineage: Eukaryota; Metazoa; Chordata; Aves; Mesitornithiformes; Mesitornithidae. The record is from RefSeq and is a predicted model, not a curated record. Gene Ontology annotation, biological process: regulation of calcium ion-dependent exocytosis; regulation of dopamine secretion; cellular response to calcium ion.